AUCUACAUCAGUUAUUGUCUUAAAUAGGUGCCACAUAUAUUCUUUCUCUUGUAUGGUUUCUGGAUUUUCUCUGCAUCUAUUUAUAAAGAAUUAGAAUCAGUUUUGUUAAUCAAGCUCUUCUAAGUUUUUCUGUGGGAGAUGGGGUUGGUGUUCCUUAUUGUUUUCUCUCUUCUUGCUAUAGCAUCUUCCCUUGUGGAAGAUAUUAGUCACAAGACAUGCUUCAAGGAAUUUAAAGGGCACCAUCAGCUUCACAAUCUCAGCAAACAUGGUAUACACCUAUCCUUACACCAUGUUCAUGGGCCUUGCUCCCCUCUGGCAUCAACCUCGCCGUUGUCGCUCUCCGAUAUCCUCGCUCUCGACGAAGCACGAGUCCGAGCUCUCAAUUCUAGGCUAAAGAAAAACCACAAAACCUCUUCCAAAUCAAGAUCAUCAGGUCAGCUAGAACCAAAAUCAGUUUCCAUUCCUUUGAAACCUGGAACAUCCAUUGGAACAGGAAACUACUAUUCCAUGAUUGGUCUUGGAAACCCUACCAAAUACUAUGCCAUGGUAGUUGAUACAGGUAGUUCCUUCACUUGGCUUCAAUGUCAACCUUGCUCUGUCUACUGUCAUAGCCAAGUAGGGACCACUUAUGAUCCACAGACAUCAAAAACACAUCGUUACAUGUCGUGUGACACUACACAAUGCAAUAGCCUUCAAGAAGCCACUCUCAAUGCUCCCGCAUGUAGUCCAUCAAAUCUUUGUAUAUAUGAAGCAAGCUAUGGUGACAGUUCGUACUCUGUCGGGUACCUUAGUAGUGAUACAUUGACCAUAGCACCAUCACAAACCGUACCCGGAUUUGUAUACGGGUGUGGAGAGGACAAUGAAGGCUUAUUUGGGCAAUCCGCCGGCCUGAUGGGUCUUGCCCGGAACAAACUCUCUUUGCUUGGUCAGUUAUCCAACAAAUACGGAUAUGCGUUCUCGUACUGUUUACCCACAUCCGGAUCCAUUGGGUCAUUAUCAAUUGGGUCGGUAAAUCCAUCGAUGUAUUCAUUCACACCUAUGCUUACCAACUCUCAGGAUCCGACAUUGUAUUUCUUGCAGUUGACGGGUAUAAUGGUAUCGGGUCAACUUAUACGGGUACCCGCAUCUGCGUAUAGGACUGCAACCAUAAUUGACUCCGGAACUGUAAUCUCACGUUUGCCUACGGCGGUAUAUACGGCUCUAAAAAACUCAUUCGUAAAGGCAUUGUCGAGGUAUACGCGGGCCCCAGCAUACUCUAUACUGGAUACUUGUUUCAGGGGGAGUGUUGCUUCAAUAGGGAAAGCCAUACCCGAGGUCCGAUUGAUAUAUCUAAGAGGGGCUGAAAUGAGGCUAAGUGCUCAAAAUGUUAUGUUGGAUGUGGACAAUGGGGCCAGCUGUUUAGGGUUUGCAGGUACCUCUGGUACAGGUGGGAUUGCAAUUAUUGGGAAUCGUCAGCAAGAAACGUUUAAUGUUGGUUAUGAUGUUACUAAUUCAAGAAUUGGAUUUGCAGCUGGUGGGUGUAGAUGAUUGGUACAAGUGUUAAAUUAUCAUUGGCUAUAAAAAUAGUAAUUUGAAUUCCCCGAAUGUAGAAGCUUGAAUUAA
Molecule: messenger RNA, 1602 nt
Organism: Telopea speciosissima
Lineage: Eukaryota; Viridiplantae; Streptophyta; Magnoliopsida; Proteales; Proteaceae
Product: aspartyl protease family protein At5g10770-like
Exons: 2
Coding region: 139-1527 (462 amino acids)
Biological process (GO): proteolysis
Molecular function (GO): aspartic-type endopeptidase activity
Source: RefSeq, a predicted model, not a curated record